Messenger RNA from Alternaria conjuncta, 642 nucleotides. RefSeq lists its product as uncharacterized. The transcript has 2 exons. The coding region runs from base 1 to 642 and encodes 213 amino acids. Lineage: Eukaryota; Fungi; Ascomycota; Dothideomycetes; Pleosporales; Pleosporaceae. The record is from RefSeq and is a predicted model, not a curated record.
AUGGCACCUCGUUCGCGCCUGCCUUCGCGCGAUCCCCUCCUCCAAGACGAGAGCGACAGGCUCGUCUACGCGAGCAAGCGCGCCGUGGACAGACAGAACUCCGAGAUCUUCAAGCUGGAUGACCAGUACGAAGAGCUUCUUGAUCAGGCCGAGAAUGCUCGACAUGAGCAAGAGAAGCUCAUCGAAGCCUACCAUGGCGCCGACAGCAAAGUGACCAGACUGGAUGGUCAGAACAAGAGGCUGAGGACGCAGCUCGAGCUCGUGGGGACGGAGAACGACGAGCUGAAAGCUCACAACAGCGAUCUCGUCCGGCGUCUGGCGGAGAGCGAGCGAGAGAACGCUCGUCUCAAGUCUGCUGAGAAAGAGAAGAAGCGCAAGCGCGAGGACUUGCCGUCGUCGUUUGAGGAGGGUCCAGAUGCGGACGAGAGCGCAUCCAAGACAGAAGAGAGUUCUCAGGCCAAGGUCCAUGGGGACUUGGUCCUUGGCAGGCCGAAGCCACAAGAGAUGGCUGCGGCAGUACAGGAGGAGAAGCGGGCUCACAAGAGACCCAGGCGACGACGUCACCGCGAUGACACAACCAGGUCUACUGUCAAGGCUGCUGUCGAGGUGGAGGCGGAUGUGGUGGAGAAGAUGAAUGCGUAG